UCACUACAAAAUCCUAAAUUUAUUCAUCCUGCAACCAGUUUUACUCAUUGUUUAUAGUGGACAUCACCUAACAUCGUGAUAUCCGUUUUGGAUUGCUCUUCAAAAUUUUCCGUGCUCUGAUUAAUGGACCACUUUUAGAUUCGCACGAAUUCACUUAUCAUAUAAAUGUUUUGUUAAAACUGCAAGCAUGGUUUGUUUUUAUCAAGCCUCGAGUGAACCCGACGUACUUAUUGCUGAUACAAUACAGAGAGAAUACGAACAUCGGAACCGUAAACACUUAUGCUCCACACGCUGAUAACACACGCUCUUUUUUUGCAUUCUUUACUGCCGCUACUCUUUCCAAAUAAAUUGAUGAGUGACGCUGCUCGAAUUGUCACAUCAUGAUCAUCGCAUCAGCGGACAUGAUGUUGGUUUCCCGGUCAAUUCGCUUAGCUAUUUGCCUUGUGGUGUGUGUAGGCUUACUUGAACAAGGUGUUCAUGUAAAUGCCAAACCGUUCGAAACAAAGGCCUCGCAAUGUGGCUAUCAGAGUUGUAACAAAGCUCGUACGGAUGCUUUGAACGUCCAUUUGGUUCCUCAUUCGCACGAUGAUGUCGGUUGGCUCAAAACGGUUGAUCAAUACUUUACCGGAACAAAAACCAAUAUUCAACGGGCUAAUGUAAAUGCAAUUAUAUCAUCCGUGGUGCUUGCAUUAAAAGAAAAUCCCGAACGACGGUUCAUUCAAGUGGAAACCGCGUUCUUCCAUCAAUGGUGGUCGGAGCAAAACGAUGCAACCAAGAAAACCGUGCAUGAAUUGGUCGAAAAUGGCCAACUGCAGUUUACUGGAGGUGCCUGGAGUAUGAACGAUGAAGCUGCUGUUCAUUAUCAAGCCGUAAUCGAUCAGUUUACGUUUGGUUUGAAGUUUUUGAAUGAAACAUUCGGCGAAUGUGCUCGCCCGAUGGUCGGGUGGCAAAUUGAUCCGUUCGGUCACAGCAGCGAAAUGGCUUCCAUUUUUGCGCAUAUGGGUUACGAUGGUGUGUUCUUUGCUCGUGUGGAUUGGAGGGACAAAAUGGAGAGACUCAAUAAUAAAAAGGCUGAUAUGAUAUGGCAAGGCAGUAAUAAGUUAGGUGCCUCGUCAAACAUUUUCACUUCGCUGCUUUACAACCACUACAGUGCACCCAGUGGCUUCUGCUUUGAUGUUUUAUGCCAGGAAGAUCCGAUUGUCACUGAUGAACGCAACAGCGAAUACAAUUUCAAAUCGAAAGUAGAAAACUUCAACAAUUUCAUUCGGUCCCAAGCUUCCCAUUACAAAACAAACAACAUUAUUAUUACAAUGGGUGAUGAUUUCAACUACCAAGACGCUGUUUCUUACUAUAGAAACAUGGAUAAACUGAUUGAAGGUUUCAAGCUAUGGCCACAAAAAUUCCGUGAUCAAGACAUUAACCUGUUCUACUCCACACCAGCUUGUUACGUGAAAGCAGUCAACGAUGCUGUUAACUCCAACGAUAUUGAAUUACCAUUGGAAACCUAUGAUUUCUUCCCGUACGCUAGCGAUUACAAUUCCUACUGGUCAGGUUAUUACACUUCUCGUCCGGCGUCCAAACGCUCCGAAAAAUCAUCGAGUAACUUGCUUCAAAUCCACAAACAAUUGGCGACUUUCACACGAAACGCCGGCGAAGACGAAAUCGUUCAAAUGCAAAAAUCUGUUGGUAUUAUGCAGCAUCACGACGCCAUUACUGGUACGGAAAAACAACAUGUCGCUAAUGACUACGCAAGGAUUAUGGAUGAAGCUUUCAAGGAUAGUGAAAUGAAAAUUAAUGGAUACAUUUCAAAACUACUGAGUAGCAAUUCUUCGCAGCAGAUUUCAUUAAAUUUGAAGCAGUGCUUAUUGAAAAACGAAACAAUUUGCGCUGAAAGCACUUCUGACACGUUCACAGUUGUUGUUUACAAUCCUCUCGUCCACAAAACAAAGUACCCUGUGAGAUUCCCAGUGAAUUCAUUGAAUUUUGCUAUCACUGGACCAAAUGAUGAAAGCGUAAAUUAUCAAAUCAGUGACAGCAUUGCAUUUGAAGAAGGAAAAGAAAAUGGUAACCAGUACGAGUUGACUUUCAUUGCUGAGUUAGACGCGUUGGGAUUAAAAGUUUAUAACGUGAAGAAAUCAUCGACUGUUGGUUAUGAAAUGGAUAAACCAACCACCGAUGCAUGCAAAUGCAAAUUAGGAGGAAUUGCUAGGGGUGUUAAUAUUGAUUCGUCAACUGGUCUUUUGGAGUCCGUCACAAUUAAUGGUAAAGAACUGAAGGUGCGCCAAGAAUUGCUUUACUACCUGAGUGCUCAGGGCGACAAUUCUGAGUUUUCAAAACGUUCCUCCGGAGCAUACAUUUUCAGAAAUUUGAAUGGUACUGUUGCACAACAAAUGUCUGAUAAGGUGGAAUUUACAACGUACAAAGGAGAAAUUUACGAUGAAAUUCAUCAGGUGUUUGGCGAUUGGGCCAAACAAACGAUAAGAGUUUACCACGAUGAAGGUGUUAAUGAUAACAUUGAGUUCGAGUGGUAUGUUGGGCCUAUUCCUGUCGAUGAUGAGCAAGGAAAAGAAGUGAUUUCUCGUUUUACUACCGAGUUAGAAACUGGUAGAGAUUUCUAUACCGAUUCAAAUGGCAGGGAGAUGAUCCACAGAAUUCGAGAUUUCCGUCCAACAUAUACCUACACCAAUGAGGAGCCCAUUGCUGGAAAUUACCAUCCUGUAACCGCUCAGAUUACCAUUACGGAUGGAACUACAAGGCUUAGUGUUUUGAAUGAUCGUUCACAGGGUGGCACUAGUUUAGAAUCUGGACAAGUGGAAGUAAUGGUUCAUCGCAGAAUGUUGAGAGAUGAUGCAUUUGGAGUUGGUGAGGCCUUAAACGAAAAGGAUGGCGAUCAAGGUUUGAAGGUACGCGGACGCCAUUACCUGACCAUAACUACACCAGAAACACAAAUCAUUGAACGUCGUUUGGCCAAUCGCAUUUCUAUGGAACCCUGGGUAUUCUUUGACAGCACAUCUGACGUUUCAAAUUUAAGUCUGAAGAAAGAGUUUACUGCACUUAAACAAACAUCUAAUUCAGUAGAUGAAGUUGUCAAGCUAUUAACCCUGGAACCAAUUUUAAGUCAUAAAAGUACCCUUCUCAUUCGUUUGGAAAACUUCUGUGAUUGGGAUGACAAAAAGCAAGUUACUGUAAACCUUGAGGACUUUUUCGUUAACUUUGACAUCAUGACGUUGGAAGAAGUAAACUUGGCUGGAAACAUCCUUAAAGACAGACUGGCUUGGAAUCAAUAUCCAUCUGUCAAGACUUCAAACAUUAAAGAUUCGUUUGAAGUGACUUUGAAACCGUUUGAAAUUAAAACGUUUAAAGCCAUUGUUAAUUAUAAGUCAUCUUUGUAUUGAUUUGUAUGACCGAUAAGAAUUCUAUUAUGAAAAUUAAAUCAAUUUAACUUGACAGAA
Molecule: messenger RNA, 3452 nt
Organism: Dalotia coriaria
Lineage: Eukaryota; Metazoa; Arthropoda; Insecta; Coleoptera; Staphylinidae
Product: lysosomal alpha-mannosidase-like
Exons: 13
Coding region: 381-3395 (1004 amino acids)
Biological process (GO): mannose metabolic process
Cellular component (GO): lysosome
Molecular function (GO): alpha-mannosidase activity; carbohydrate binding
Source: RefSeq, a predicted model, not a curated record